Messenger RNA from Dermacentor andersoni, 1060 nucleotides. RefSeq names its product desumoylating isopeptidase 1-like. Gene Ontology annotation, molecular function: peptidase activity. Gene Ontology annotation, biological process: protein modification by small protein removal. The record is from RefSeq and is a predicted model, not a curated record. Lineage: Eukaryota; Metazoa; Arthropoda; Arachnida; Ixodida; Ixodidae.
GCCGGGGCACUAGGUGGCGUGAUGGGCAAAACUGCGAUAUUUUCGCAGCAGAACCACCCACAAGCGCGUCACGUUCUUCCAAGGGUCGUCAUCGUAGGCAAAAGCAGACAGUGAUGUGUGACGCCGAAGGAACAAAGACGAGGCAAUGGAUGGUCCGCCUUGAUAUAUAGGCAUCUAGGCGCAACUGUCCUCUUCACCGGAAGCCCGAGCUUUUGCCGAGCUGAAGACAGCCUAACUAGUCGUCUAGGGCAGUGUUUGUUGCACCGCAACGCCGAAGCAGCGGCCACAUUUCUUUCGCUCACCAGGAACGUCGGCGUCAUGGCGAACGAAUCGAGUGCUUACGCCGAGACCGGAUUCGAAGUACAGCUGUACGUGUACCACCUGUCCAAGGGACUCGCCAAGGAACUCUCUCCCGCUCUCCUCGGGAAGGAGCUGCCCGGCGUGUGGCACACGAGCAUCGUCGUCCGCGGCACGGAAUACUUCUUCGGCUCGACGGGCAUCGACAGCUGUCCGGCGGGACAGACCGCUCUCCAGGAACCGGACAAGGUCGUGAGCCUCGGUCGCACGGAGCUUCCGCACGACGUCUUCUUGGAUUACAUGUGGCAACUGGGAGAGUACAGCUACAAGGCCAGCACGUACGACCUUUUCCGCCACAACUGCAACAACUUCUCGCAACACGUCGCCGUCUUCCUGACCGGCAAUUCCAUCCCACGAGAGAUCCUGGAACUCCCCGACGAUUUCUUGAGCACGCCACUGGGCCGUACGCUGGUGCCUCUCUUCGAGCGCCUCGCGAUUGCUGUCGAUAUGGCGCUAGGACAGGAUUCUCUAAGCGGACAAAAUUCGAAAAGUUAGAGCGCUAGGAGAGAUGACUGCUGAUGCAAGAGCUGGUGAUGAUCCCUUAUAACAAUUUCUAGCAGAAUUCAGUAGCAUUCUUUUUUGUUGUUGACCGUAGUUUACUUGAACCCACCAACUAGCUCAUUGAAAUGUUUCUAUUCUUUAUGCUUCCCGACAACUCACUAAUAAAUCCCAUCGAUAAUUGACAGCCAGCUGUCACUUGAAA